AUGGCCCUCAGCAGCAUCCUAAUUCAACCCACCACUGAGGAGGACCAGCUCAUGGGCUUGGCAUUUGAAGAAGCCACCAAAGAGCCUGACGUGUGCCUUACACUGAAGAUGGCUGAAGCCCAGCUAUGUGGAUUACAGGACGAGUUCACCUGCUCGCCUCAGUGCAGACACACCUUCACCACAAGGCCUGAGCUGAACAGAAACACUCUGCUGAAUGAAGUCAUCAAGAAAUUUAAGAGACCAAGACUCGGCCCUCCUCUGUCUCAGAAUUAUGCCAGCCCUGGAGACGUGGAGUGUGACUUCUGUACUGGGAAGAAGUUCAGAGCGGUGAAGUCCUGUCUAACCUGCUUGGCCUCCUGCUGUCAGACUCAUCUGCAGCUUCACUAUGAAGUAGCAGCCUGGAAGGGACACAAGUUGGUUGAUCCUGAUGGAAAUCUGAAGGAGAAACUCUGUGAGAAACAUCAGAAAAGUCUGGAGAUGUUUUGUAAAACUGAUAAGAUGUGUAUCUGCAUGAUGUGUGGAGUUACUGAACAUAACGGUCAUGAAAUGGUCGAGCUGGAGACAGAAAGAGAAGAAAAAGAGAAACAGCUGGGGGUGACACUGAGUGACAUCAAGAGGAGAGUUGAGGAAAGAGAGAAGACACUAAAGGAGACGAGGAGGAUGAUGGAGGAGAUGAAGAAACAGCUGGGGGUGACACUGAGUGACAUCAAGAGGAGAGUUGAGGAAAGAGAGAAGACACUAAAGGAGACGAGGAGGAUGAUGGAGGAGAUGAAGAUGGCUGUGAAAAGAGAAGUGGAGGAAAAUGAGAAGAGCUUCACUGCUCUGAUACGGUGCAUUGAGGAAGCCCAUAGGAAACUGACUGAGAGGAUCAGAGAAGAAGAAAAGAAAGAAACUGGAAAUGCUGAACAAAUCAUGGAGCGAACAGAGAAGGAGAUUGAGGAGCUGAAGAGGAGAGAAGCUGAGCUGACGGAGCUUUCGGAGACCAAGGACCAUCUCCAAUUCCUACAGGUGACAGUGACACCACAGUCUGAUCAGACUGAGGUGUGUGUGAGACCUGAGAAACUUUAUAGUGAAAUUCAAAAGAUCUGA
Messenger RNA from Polypterus senegalus (gray bichir), 1089 nucleotides. RefSeq names its product tripartite motif-containing protein 29-like. The record is from RefSeq and is a predicted model, not a curated record. The transcript is spliced from 6 exons. NCBI's taxonomy places the organism in Eukaryota, Metazoa, Chordata, Cladistia, Polypteriformes, Polypteridae. The coding region runs from base 1 to 1089 and encodes 362 amino acids. Gene Ontology annotation, molecular function: zinc ion binding.